AUGUUUGGGAUGAACCGUUCUUGUACAGACAAGGCAAGGAUGGUUUGUUCAGAAGGUCAUUUCGCUGCAUUCAAAACGGUUUCUAAAGUCCUCCAAGCAGGGUUCUGGUGGCCGACUAUGUUCAGGGAUGCUCAAGCCUACGUAGCCAGGUGCGAUGCAUGCCAGCGACUUGGGAACAUCAGCAAGAGGAAUGAGAUGCCUCAGAAUUACAUUCUAGAGGUUGAGGUAUUCGACUGUUGGGGAGUCGAUUUCAUGGGACCAUUCCCUGCGUCCUUCAAGAACGAGUACAUCCUUGUCGCCGUUGACUACGUCUCUAAGUGGGUAGAAGCAGUGGCAAGCCCUACGAACGAUGCAAAAGUGGCGACUAAGAUGUUCAGCUCAAUCAUAUUCCCAAGGUUCGGAGUGCCUAGGGUCGUAAUCAGCGAUGGUGGAACACACUUCAUCAACAAGGCAUUUCAGGGCCUUUUAAAAAAGAAUGGAGUGAACCACAAGGUGGCAACUGCUUACCAUCCACAGACGAGCGGACAGGACUGGUCGCUUAAGCUGGACGAUGCGCUAUGGGCCUACAGAACAGCCUACAAGACGCCGCUAGGAACGACUCCAUACCACCUGGUGUAUGGUAAAGCAUGUCACCUACCCGUCGAGCUUGAAUACAAGGCUGCAUGGGCAGUCAAGCUACUGAAUUUCGACAUCAAGCCAGCAACCGAGAGACGCAUGAUCCAGAUUCAUGAACUGGAGGAGAUAAGGCACCUCGCCUAUGAAAGCUCCAAAAUCUACAAAGAGAAAACCAAGGCCUACCAUGACAAGAGGAUCAUUGCCAGACAAUUCGAACCAAACGAUAAGGUCUUGCUUUUCAAUUCGAGGCUGAGAUUAUUCCCAGGGAAGUUGAAGUCUAGAUGGUCCGGGCCUUUCACUGUUAAGGAAGUUCGACCCUACGGAGCAGUUGUGUUAUUAGACAAAAAAGGGGACGAGUUUGUAGUGAAUGGACAGCGCGUCAAGCACUACCUUGCUGACUCCACUAUCGCAGAGGGAGAAGAAAUUCCCCUAAGCGAGCCCCCAUCAGCCUGA
Messenger RNA from Brassica rapa (field mustard), 1068 nucleotides. RefSeq lists its product as uncharacterized. The record is from RefSeq and is a predicted model, not a curated record. NCBI's taxonomy places the organism in Eukaryota, Viridiplantae, Streptophyta, Magnoliopsida, Brassicales, Brassicaceae. Gene Ontology annotation, molecular function: nucleic acid binding. Gene Ontology annotation, biological process: DNA integration.